GGCCCCACCGGGCAAAACACCAGCGAACCGGCCUCCAGCUGACGCGUGCGCGCAGAAGAACGCCAAGCGGGGGUUUCCAUUUGGCUGCGUCGCCCUCCCUCUCUCGCUUCGUUCCGGCGUAAUGGGCAGCCUCGGCGGCGGCGGCGGCGGCGGCGGUGGGGUAGGGGCCAGGCGGCCGCGGUUCCUCUGCCUGCACGGGUUCCGGACCAGCGGCGAGAUCAUGCGGAAGCAGGUGGUGGGGAAGUGGCCCGCCGAGGUCACGGCGCGCCUCGACCUUGUCUUCGCCGACGCGCCUUUCCCCGCCGAGGGCAAGUCCGAAGUCGAGGGCAUCUUCGACCCGCCCUACUACGAGUGGUUCCAAUUCGACAAGGACUUCACGGAGUACAGGAAUUUCGAUAAAUGUCUGGCUUACAUUGAGGAACUGAUGAUCAAAGAAGGGCCCUUUGAUGGAUUGAUGGGUUUCUCCCAGGGUUCGAUUUUAUCUGGUGCGCUUCCGGGUCUCCAAGAGCAAGGAUUGGCUCUGACUAGAGUUCCUAAGAUUAAGUACCUCAUAAUCAUAGGUGGCGCCAAGUUCCGCUCACCGGCAAUAGUCGAGAAGGCGUAUGACAACAAGAUCAAAAUCCCCUCGCUUCACUUCCUCGGUGACAAUGACUUCCUUAAACCUCAUGGUGAACAGCUCAUAGAGUCAUUUGUGGAUCCAUUAAUCAUACGUCACCCAAAGGGACACACGGUUCCACGGCUUGUCGAUGACAAAAGUCUGGAAGUCAUGUCCGGUUUCCUCGAGAUGAUGGAAAAACAGAUAUCUGAGCAUUCAUCCGCUACCGCAGACGCACCGGCUGAUGUUGACGAAAAAGAAAUGUGCAUGUGAUAGGACCUGGAAGAUUAGUACCUGAACACACAUAAAUUUCGUAUUAUAGGCAAGCAUACACAGUUGUAAUCUUGACCUCCUUAUUUAUGUGAUGGCGCAACUGUGGGACUAUUCAAUAUAAUCAAUCAUACCUGAAUGCAGAAUGAUUGAAUAAGUAUUGUGUAGCUAUUA
Messenger RNA from Brachypodium distachyon (stiff brome), 1039 nucleotides. RefSeq names its product esterase AGAP003155. The transcript has 6 exons. The coding region runs from base 122 to 868 and encodes 248 amino acids. The record is from RefSeq and is a predicted model, not a curated record. Lineage: Eukaryota; Viridiplantae; Streptophyta; Magnoliopsida; Poales; Poaceae.